Molecule: messenger RNA, 634 nt
Organism: Marchantia polymorpha subsp. ruderalis
Lineage: Eukaryota; Viridiplantae; Streptophyta; Marchantiopsida; Marchantiales; Marchantiaceae
Source: the annotation of a GenBank genome assembly
CGAAUUAGCAUGAUCACCACGAGCUCUUCGCGCAUCGGGAUCCGCCCUGUCCACUUUGGCUGCUCAGGGUCAAGUAACAUCUCGGCGACUGCUUGCUUUGCUACUGAUCACGUCAUCCGGGUCUCGGUCUCCCUGGAGAUUAUGACUGGACUGCUGGACGACUAAUUGCAGUGGUGUCAACAUAGCCAAAUUGUCAACUUUGGUGUCCGAUGAUGCGAUGGAAGAACGGUUGACUCCAUCGAUCACUGUCACGCGGUUCACCUGAUUUAGAGACAACUGAGUUGUAUACCAAUGUGCAAUCAUUUCUCUCAAGCUGAGAAGCGUGCAAUGCUUUCGACUUAUCGACAACAAGGCGUAUUGAUGUACGUACAAGUACAUCCUCCAGUUUGCAAGUCAACGGAGAUGAAAGGUGAGCAGACUGAACCAGUUGCUUCGGCUUUGUGCUUCAACGAUAUUGCAUUUCAUGAUCCGAUUUAGUUGUACACAUCGCAUUGUUUCAUCCAGAUGCAAGCUUUCCGCAGAGGUCAUUUUCAGUGGCCUGCUUCUGGAAAGACAAUCAUGACGCUGAAUAUUGAGUUCUCCAUGUUACAUGCUUAUAGAUUCAACCAUAUGGCCUUCCACUGCAAGCCAUAGC